Sphaerodactylus townsendi is the source of this 1812-nucleotide messenger RNA. Its product is annotated as myoD family inhibitor-like. The record is from RefSeq and is a predicted model, not a curated record. Lineage: Eukaryota; Metazoa; Chordata; Lepidosauria; Squamata; Sphaerodactylidae. The coding region runs from base 493 to 1101 and encodes 202 amino acids. The transcript has 5 exons.
CAGAGAUAAAUAACUUGCUAAGCAGAACCUAUCUGGCCCAUUCCCUAGGCAGGAGAGGUUAAGGAAAGCAUAGCACAGCGCCAAGCUAGGGAGGUGGGAGCGGCUGCUCCAUGUGAUGCGAUAUUUGUUUCCCUCCCCAGCUAUCAAGCUGAGCGCUGAUCAGGAUGUUAUGACGACAGAUGAGUUGGAGCCUCGGCCAGUCCGGAAUGAACAGAGCUCGAAAGACAGACACCGGAGAGCCUGGAUCAACCUGCAAGCGUGGACUGCUCACAGCAAAACAGCCCUGCAGAGCACUGUGGAGGAGGAGGAGGAGAGCCUGUGGCCAUUGCGGGGGCUGUGCACAGGUGGCCAUUCAAGCCCUGUGGCACAGGGUGGUAAACUGCAGUACUGCAGUCCAAGCUCUGCUCAUGUCCUGAGUUCGAUCCCGACAGAAGUCGGAUUCAGGUAGCCAGCUCAAGAUUGACUCAGCCUUCCAUCUUACUGAGUCCCCAGAUGUCUGCUGUCAACUCAGAUAUACCUGGUGGGACUGAUGGAAGAAAUGCAGAAUCCAACAGGGGAACAACGGACUCUCCAAAAGUUACUUUAAGCUCAGAGCUCCCGCGUCCAGCCAAUCCUGGCAUCACUAGCUUCCCUUUCCAUCAGGAAAAAGUCCCUCUCCAUCCUAUCUACACCAAUGGUUUUGGGGUUGCCCGAGGAGGCUCUGUGAGGCAGCAGCAGCCGCAGAUGCCCGGGAAGCAGCAUGUUGGCUCUACUGCUUCCGUCUGCUCCAAAAGCAGCCGGAAGAGCUGCAAAUCGACAGCUUCUCAGAUCCAGGAGGAGGCCAAGGAUGACUGCUGCGCCCACUGUGCUCUCGCCUGCCUCUUCUGUGAAUUUAUCUCCCUCUGCUCACUCGCCCUGGACUGUUUGGGCUGCGGAGGAUGCCUGGAGGUUUGCUGCAGCAGGGAUGGCGGGGAAUCCCUGGGGGAGUGUUGCUGCUGUGGGGAAGCAGGGGCAGGGAAUUGCUCCUGUGGGUGUGGGUGCGGAAUGCUGCAGGAUUGCUGCGGUUCCUCUGACUGCCUUGAGAUCUGUAUGGAGUGUUGCUCUAUCUGCUUCCCAGCUUGAAUUCAGGGAUUCAGCUGAAACACUCAAAAGGCUUUCCUGGUCCCAGACUCAACUGAACGUGCAUGUAAAUGUGUCUCCUCUUUUAAGAAUUCUCUCUCCAUUACAAAGCUUGGUAGUGGACUGUUAAGGGCGUAGCAUACAAUGACCCUGUUGACUGUGACGUCAUCAAACAAGCUCCUCCCUCAUGCUCGACACCCCUGCACGCACACAUGACCGAGCGUGGUCAUGCUGAAUGAAGUAAGGCCUGUUCAUACUGUUCUGACACUGUGAUGCCCUAUUUACAAAGCAUGAGGUCACCAAACAAGCGAAGAAAGAUCCAUGCAGCCCAGUUUACAUUAGGCAUGCUAGGUUCCACACAUGUCCUGAAAUAUAAUCGGGACCAAGCCUUUUUUUGCUACUGUGAUCUUGCCAAAAGCUCCAUGCUGCUCCUUGUGUCUGCAAAGUCGCAGGCUACAGAUGGAAUCUUUAACUGUGAUCAAAGAACUUCUGCACCGAUGCUGUGGUGGCCCCUGGACAGGCCAAAGCUGAAGAUUCCUGCUAAGAUGCCCCAGAAAAGGUGUCUGAUGUGAUUCUCAUCUCAGUGACAGUGAUUUCACCGCUGCUCCUUGCUUGGGGUGUUUUGUCUUGUUUUGUUUUUGUUAUGGUUAUUGUGCCCGGAACUAUUUCAUUAUAUUGUCCACAGUGACUGACUGACUAAAAUAAAGGAAUGGA